UCUCUCAACUUUUCGCUGCACAGAUCCCUCGCCGGCGCCGUCCGUCGCACCGCCGACCGCCCCGCCCCGCCCGUCCUCCCUGCUCCGAGCUAAAAACCCGAAGUUCCCUCCGUCGGGUCCCUUUGCAAAGCUCCCAUCUCGCAACGAGGAUUCGAAGACGAGCGCUUCCAGAUUCCCGCCGCAUCCGAAUCUGGGGGUUCCGACGACGAGCGCUCGCCGCCGUUUCGCUUCCCCCCCUAGCUCAGCAGCCCCCGAAUUUCUUCAGUGCAUUGUUGCUGUCCGGGGUGGGCAUUGUCGCGGAAGGGCCUCGGUUUCGAUCUUUUCGCGUCGGAUCGGUCGGCGGGAGGUCUCGGCCGGGUGAUUGGCGUUUUCCGGGUUGGUUUUUUUUAUGAAGCUGUGUGGAGGAGGAGGAGGAGGGUCUGAUGGUGGUUGAAGGGAAUGGAGGGGAGUGAGGAAGUUGAUAGGAAUGGGGCAAAUGGUAGUGGCUCCGGCGAUGGCCGGCCUCCGAACCCGCUCGCCGCCUCCCAUCGGCAGUGCUUGAGCAACGACCGGGUCGCCGCGGUCCCGCGCAAGAAGUCACUUGUUCGUCACCCUUCUCUCGUAAAGACAAAGAUGUCGGAUAUCGCUGAUGAUCCAAUCUCGGGUGUAUGGAGUUGUGAGUCUGAGUUUCUUCUGGUGAUUCGCUCGGGAGCAUGCGCUGACAUCGGUUAUCGUACAAGCAUGGAGGAUGCAUAUGUUUGUGUUGACGACUUUGUUCGUGAUUAUGGACUCACUACCAUGGCUGAUGGGCCCAAUGCGUUCUAUGGGGUCUUUGAUGGGCAUGGGGGAAAGCAUGCUGCUGAUUUUGCUUGCUCCAACUUACUGCAGUACAUUAUUAAAGAUGAGGACUUUCCACGGGAGAUUGAGAAGGUUGUUUCUUCAGCAUUUCUACAAACUGAUGCUGCCUUUGCAGAAGCGUGUUCCUUGGAUGCUGCUCUUGCUUCUGGGACGACGGCUUUGGCUGCGAUUGUUAUGGGAAGAUCGUUGAUAGUUGCUAAUGCUGGAGACUGUCGAGCAGUACUAUGUCGCCGUGGGAGAGCGAUUGAGAUGUCAAGGGAUCAUAAACCAGUCUGCACCAAAGAGAAGAAGCGAAUUGAGGCAUCAGGAGGGUAUAUCUGUUGUGAUGGGUACCUUAAUGGACAACUUAAUGUAGCUCGUGCUUUAGGUGAUUGGCACGUGGAAGGAAUGAAAAGUAGGGAAGGAGGGCCACUAAGUGCCGAGCCAGAGCUAAUGAGCAUGGAUCUGACUGAGGAAGAUGAAUUCCUCAUCAUAGGGUGUGAUGGAAUUUGGGAUGUGUUUAGAAGUCAGAAUGCUGUGGAUUUCGCUCGGAGGAGACUUCAGGAGCACAAUGAUCCAAUUAUGUGUUGUAAGGAUCUGGUAGAUGAGGCUUUGAAGAGGAAGAGUGGGGAUAAUUUGGCUGCCGUAGUUGUCUGCUUUCGACCAGAUCCUCCACCCAACUUGAUCGCUCCACGCCCAAGAGUUCAUAGGAGCUUUUCAGCUGAAGGUUUGAGGGAAAUUCAGAGCUACUUGGACGGCUUGGCUGAUCGAGGGGAUAGAGACUAAUUUGAGGUUUUUUGUCGGUUCAUUUUCCUCAAAUAUUUCAUCGAGAUCAAUUUUUACUAACUGUAGGUUUAGGUGGUUAUGAUUUUUGAGUUACAAACUGUAAUAUAUGCGGGCAUAGUGUCAGCAGCACUUUUCAUUUUUGUAGAGAUCUGCUCUGAGUUCCCAGUGUUGUUUUUGGCCGCUUGAUGAUACCUUGUUCAGUAUUUUCUUCUUGUUUUGUGCAUUGAAUUAUGCACAUCGGUAGACUUACUCCGUAUGAAAGAUUUGACUGUAGGUAUCAACUAUGAAAAUGAGCGCUUUGAUUUUUGUA
Messenger RNA from Syzygium oleosum, 1912 nucleotides. RefSeq names its product probable protein phosphatase 2C 57. Gene Ontology annotation, molecular function: cation binding; protein serine/threonine phosphatase activity. Bases 439 to 1602 code for a protein of 387 amino acids. The transcript is spliced from 5 exons. Gene Ontology annotation, biological process: protein dephosphorylation. Lineage: Eukaryota; Viridiplantae; Streptophyta; Magnoliopsida; Myrtales; Myrtaceae. The record is from RefSeq and is a predicted model, not a curated record.